Messenger RNA from Mycosarcoma maydis (corn smut), 2106 nucleotides. Its product is annotated as uridine kinase URK1. The transcript has a single exon. Gene Ontology annotation, molecular function: ATP binding; kinase activity. Gene Ontology annotation, cellular component: cytoplasm. Bases 1 to 2106 code for a protein of 701 amino acids. The record is from RefSeq and is a predicted model, not a curated record. Lineage: Eukaryota; Fungi; Basidiomycota; Ustilaginomycetes; Ustilaginales.
AUGCAGGCCGGGAAGAUUGUGCAGAGGCCUUCGGGCGACGGGACACCCAUUCUUGAGCCUGUCACUCCUUCGGGAAAGCGUUCGGAGGGCUCGACGCAUGGCGUACUCGCUGCUGCCGCUGCAGCUGCUUUAACCGCAACUGAAUCUGCACCUGUGACGCCGCUCGUAUCUUCAACAGCAUCGCUGGGAUCAGCGACGCCGACCGGAAAUGCGACGCUCUCCAACACUAUCGCAGCCACACGUUCCAAAACCAUCGUUCUUGCCGAUGCGGGUCGUGCGCCUUGGUACAACUCGGUAGGAGAACCCGUACCGGCGUAUGUGGUAGGUAUUGCAGGCGGAUCUGCUAGCGGAAAGACUUCGGUAGCCAGAGAGAUUCUCAAGAAAUUGCCUAAUGUUCCGUGGGUUGCUAUCGUCAGUCAAGACGCCUACUACAAGUCGCUUUCGCCCGAAGAAUCCAAGCUAGCAUUUCAAGAACAGUAUGAUUUCGACCACCCGGAUGCUUUCGAUUACGAUAUUCUCAAGAAAUGCAUCAGAGAUUUGCGUCAAAGCAAGGCCGUCGAGAUCCCAGUGUACAGCUUCGUACAGCAUCAAAGAACUUCGGAAACAAACUACCUCUACGGCCCAGCCGUCCUCAUCGUUGAGGGCAUUUUUGUUCUGCACGAUCCCGAGAUUCGCCAGUUGCUCGACCUCAAAGUCUAUGUUCAGGCGGACUCGGAUCUGAUGCUGGCGAGAAGGAUCAAAAGGGACAUUGUUGAGAGGGCAAGGUCGGUCAACUCGGUGCUUGAUCAGUACUUGCGCUUCGUCAAGCCCGCGUUUGACACCUUCGUCUCGGCUACUGCUCGGCACGCAGACAUGAUUGUACCCGGUUCGCACAACGAGGUUGCCAUCGAGGUCAUUAGUCAGCAUAUGGAGAAGCAGCUGCGAAACCGAUCAAGAAAGCUGCGCGCCGAGUUUUACAAGACCCCCGCAACGCAAGUUCCGGCGCCCACAGCCAACGACAAGAACGUACUAGCUGUCAUGAGCCCAUAUGACGGUCUGGGCUCCCCACACGAGCGCCGUGCCAGCUUGACGCAUAUGAAGCCCAUAUUGAAUCGCAGCGAGUCAUUUGGCAUGUCGUCAUCUCAGCUUGUUCGAGGUGUUUCGAGCAAUUCAGCAGCUGAUGGGACAGGACUGCCUCCCAAUGUCAUCUUGCUCGCUCAGACUCCGCAAUUACAAUCUCUGCUCACUAUACUGCACGAUCGAUCUACACCCACCGGCGAGUUCACCUUUGCCUGCAAACGCGUCGGAACCCUCGUUGUCGAGCUGGCAACAACACUGCUGCCGUAUCGAGAAAAGGAGAUCGCCAUCCAUGGUGGACGCAAACACAUUGGACACGAGCUCAACGUCAGUAGCCUAUGUUCGGUCUCGGUCCUUCGCUCUGGAGCUGUGCUCGAGCCUUCCCUGCGCCGAGCUUUUCCCGCUAUGUCGCUGGGAAGCCUGCUCAUCCAGUCCAACGAGGAAGAUGGCGAGCCGCAUUUGUACGAUGUAUCGCUGCCCUCUUUCAUCCGCCGACGAGAGACCGCAGAAAAGUCGUGGGUGUUUUUGCUCGAUGCGCAGAUUGGAACGGGUGCUGCGGCUUUCAUGGCAAUUCGGGUCCUGUUGGACCACUCGGUGCCCGAAGAGCAAAUUAUCUUUUUGACGCUAUUGGCCAGCUCACAGGGCGGUAUUCAUGCCCUGAACCGAGCCUUCCCACGCGUGCGCAUCGUUGUCGCUGGUGUCGACCCAGGACUGCAAAAGCUCCGCAUCCCGUGGCAGACAUCGUCAUCCAACCACAGCAAUACAAGUAAGCACGAUCGCGGCGAGCCUAUACAUUACGACGACAAUGCACCUGUAGACGAAGACGAUCUCUCGCCGGGCCUUAACCAUCGCGACAAUCUGCAUUUGUUAGCAUCGCCACCACUGACCAGCGUUGAUGGCAAAUUUGCUGCUAACAGAGGAGCCAGGCACCAGACGCAAAGACAGCCAAGUCUGACGCAUUCGCCGGCGAAAGGCAGCCGGGUUGUGUUUGCCAUCACUCCUGGCUGCGGCUCAAUCGGAGAUCGUUUCUGGGGCACCGGAUCUCGAUGA